Molecule: messenger RNA, 2754 nt
Organism: Octodon degus (degu)
Lineage: Eukaryota; Metazoa; Chordata; Mammalia; Rodentia; Octodontidae
Gene: Atic
Product: 5-aminoimidazole-4-carboxamide ribonucleotide formyltransferase/IMP cyclohydrolase
Exons: 16
Coding region: 96-1874 (592 amino acids)
Biological process (GO): 'de novo' IMP biosynthetic process
Cellular component (GO): cytosol
Molecular function (GO): phosphoribosylaminoimidazolecarboxamide formyltransferase activity; IMP cyclohydrolase activity
Source: RefSeq, a predicted model, not a curated record
CCAGCUUCCUGCCCUCCCGGCGGUGCUCCCGCGGCCCAGCUCUGCACGUGUCGCCGUCCGGGUCUCCGCGCUCCCCCGGACCUGCGUCUGCAGCCAUGGCUCCCGGCCAGCUCGCCCUCUUUAGUGUCUCUGACAAAACUGGCCUUGUGGAAUUUGCCAGAAACUUAACGUCUCUGGGUUUGAACCUGGUCGCUUCCGGAGGAACAGCUAAAGCACUCAGGGAUGCCGGCCUGGCCGUCAGAGAUGUCUCUGAGCUAACAGGAUUUCCUGAGAUGUUAGGGGGUCGUGUGAAAACCUUGCAUCCUGCAGUCCAUGCUGGAAUCCUGGCUCGUAAUAUCCCAGAAGAUAAUGCUGACAUGGCCAGACUUGAUUUCAAUCUCAUAAGAGUUGUUGCAUGUAAUCUGUAUCCCUUUGUGAAGACAGUGGCCUCUCCAGAUGUGACUGUUGAGAAAGCUGUGGAGCAAAUUGACAUUGGUGGAGUAACCUUACUGAGAGCUGCAGCCAAAAACCAUGCUCGGGUGACGGUGGUGUGUGAACCAGAAGACUAUGUGACAGUGUCCACAGAGAUGCAGAGCUCUGACAGCCGGGACACCUCCUUGGAGACCAGACGCCAGUUGGCCUUAAAGGCUUUCACUCACACAGCACAGUAUGAUGAAGCCAUUUCAGAUUUCUUCAGAAAACAGUACAGUAAAGGAAUCUCUCAGAUGCCCUUGAGAUAUGGCAUGAACCCUCAUCAGACUCCUGCCCAGCUGUACACGCUGAAGCCACGGCUUCCCAUCACAGUACUUAAUGGCGCCCCUGGGUUCAUAAACCUGUGCGACGCUUUGAAUGCCUGGCAGCUGGUGCAGGAACUCAGAGAAGCUUUAGACCUCCCAGCCGCAACCUCGUUCAAACAUGUCAGCCCAGCAGGUGCUGCCGUAGGAGUUCCACUCAGUGAAGAGGAGGCCAGAGUCUGCAUGGUCUAUGACCUCUAUAGCACCCUUACACCUGUCUCGACUGCAUACGCCAGAGCCAGAGGGGCUGAUAGAAUGUCUUCAUUUGGUGAUUUUAUUGCAUUAUCUGAUGUUUGUGACGUCCCAACUGCAAAAAUUAUCUCCAGAGAAGUGUCUGAUGGUAUCAUUGCCCCAGGAUAUGAAGAAGAAGCUUUGAAAAUACUUUCCAAAAAGAAAAAUGGAAACUACUGUGUUCUGCAGAUGGACCAGUCUUAUAAACCAGAUGAAAAUGAAGUUCGAACUCUCUUUGGUCUUCAUUUAAGCCAGAAGAGAAAUAACGGUAUCAUCAACAAGUCAUUAUUUAGCAAUGUGGUUACCAGGAACAAACAGCUGUCCGAAUCUGCCCUCAGAGACCUCAUUGUCGCCACCAUUGCUGUCAAGUACACUCAGUCCAACUCCGUGUGCUAUGCCAAGAACGGGCAGGUUAUUGGCAUCGGAGCAGGCCAGCAAUCUCGGAUACACUGCACACGCCUUGCAGGAGAUAAAGCAAACUAUUGGUGGCUCAGACACCAUCCACAGGUGCUUUCAAUGAAGUUUAAGCCUGGAGUGAAGAGAGCAGAAAUCUCCAAUGCCAUUGAUCAGUACGUGACUGGCACCAUUGGUGAGGAUGAGGAUUUGGUGAAGUGGAAAGCUCUUUUUGAGGAUGUCCCUGAGCUGCUCACUGAGGCAGAGAAGAAGGAGUGGGUUGACAGAUUAAGUGAGGUUGCCCUCAGCUCCGACGCAUUCUUUCCCUUCAGGGAUAAUGUGGACAGAGCUAAAAGGAGUGGUGUGGCCUACAUUGCAGCUCCUUCUGGUUCCGCUGCUGACAAGGUUGUGAUCGAGGCAUGCGACGAGUUGGGUAUAGUCUUGGCUCAUACAGAUCUCCGUCUCUUCCACCACUGAUGUUACCACUUGUAAAUUUCUUGUGGUUGCUUGUACGUAGAUGAACAAUCGUGUGAAAUUUUAAAAACAUCUUUUUUAAAAAUAAAACAUGACAUUAAUAAUUGGAUCCAUGGCUUUAGGCAGUUGCAUUUUACUGGUUGUGAAGGUAUAAUAUGCUCUUAGCCUCUCUGAAACAUGCCAGGUUUGCUUGUGAGAAACCAUGCAUGCCUCUCCCUCAUGGAGCUCCACUGCCCCCACCACACUCCUGUGUGAAACCCAGAAACCUACAUUUACACUGGAAAAGCUGGUCAGCCAGAAAAAAUGUAUUGUACAAGCGUUAGGCUCCACAAGCGUUAGUUUCCUCAUAAGCUUUCCUCUCAGGCAGGCUUUUCAAAGUAUUUCUAAGAAGCUUGGUUGUCUGCUAACAACAGCAGAUUAUCCUCUGGGAGCUGAAACCUUGGUGGAUUAGCAAGUCCUGUUGACCCCUCCAUGGAUAAUGCUAAUGCCUACUUCACUGUUAGUGAAAUGUUCAGCCAGAGAUCGCCUCUGUGGAGCUGCAUAAAUAAACAUAAUCAGGACUUGGGGUUUAGUUCCUUGAUAAAGCUUGUGCUUACCACCAUGAGGCCCUGUGUUCUUUCCCUACCACUAAAAAUCCCUCAGAACCAAAAGAAAGUCUUCUGUGUGGAUACAGUGUCCACCCCAAAGCCCUUUCGAUGAAUUCAACGCAGUGCCUCCGGAAGGUGCAGCAGAACAUCCCUGUCCCCUUUGUAUGUGGUCCCAACAGCGCACCUGGAUCUUACCUCUAGUCAGCUUGAGCCUUUGCCACUGUUCACCUCAUAGAUGAGUCCUGUCUUCUGUGUCUUCAGUACAGUCCUGAAUAAAAACUUGAAUUUUAAGUUCA